UUUUUAUGAGCAAAAUGCAAUUUAGAAUAGCGCAAAAUGUAUGGAAAAACAUUAAUGGCAGCGGACAAUAUUUACAUCGGAAUUUUUUCCAAUUGAACAAGCGCGACAAGGGCAAAUGGGAAUUAAUUAGGAGGGCCGGCAAAGUUUCGGAUGAACGGAUUGUGCCUGAGCAUAUACAGAAACCACCAUACUAUUUGAAGCAUAUGGCAGCAGGCAACACAUUGGGAACACCCGAGAUAAAAAAUGUGGAACAAUUGGAGCACAUGAGGUCCAGUGGAAAAUUGGCAGCACAGAUACUCCGUGAAUGUGGCAAUAUGGCUAAAAUAGGAAUAACCACUGAUGAAAUAGACGACUUUGCACACAGUCGUAUCCUUUCCCACAAUGCAUAUCCAUCGCCACUGCGAUAUGCUGGAUUUCCAAAAUCGGUGUGCACUUCUAUAAACAAUGUAGCCUGCCACGGGAUUCCCGAUGAUCGCCAGUUGGUUGAUGGCGACAUUAUCAACAUUGAUGUCACCGUUUAUCAGAAUGGCUUUCAUGGCGAUUGCUCCGAGACUUUUCUCAUUGGUGACGUUGACGAGCGUGGACGCUUCCUGGUAGACUCAACACGCGAAUGCUUAAAGAACUGUAUAGCCCUCUGUGGUCCCGGUGUGCCGUUCAACAAGAUCGGCAAAUUCAUUCAGAGAUUUUGCCAUGAGCAUAAGCUUGAAUCAGUUGCAGCAUUUAUUGGCCAUGGCAUUGGAAGCUAUUUUCACGGUCCGCCCGAGAUAUAUCAUUACGAUAAUGAUGAUCCAGGUGAAAUGCAAGCAGGCAUGACAUUUACCAUCGAGCCCAUAUUGUCCCUAGGUGGUGGUGAUAUAGGACUUUUAGAAGACGGCUGGACGGCAGUUAGUAUGGAUGAUUCGCGCAGUGCACAAUUCGAGCAUACCAUUUUAAUUACAGAGACUGGCGUUGAAAUACUCACAAAUGCCGAUUAAUUAAUGUACACAUAAAUGUUGAAUUUUAUUGCAGAGUUGAGUGAAGCGAAUAUUGACAUAGAAUUGUUAAUAAAUACUUAUGCCGGCUUGCAUGAAAA
Drosophila innubila is the source of this 1072-nucleotide messenger RNA. Its product is annotated as methionine aminopeptidase 1D, mitochondrial. The transcript has 3 exons. The record is from RefSeq and is a predicted model, not a curated record. The coding region runs from base 6 to 974 and encodes 322 amino acids. Lineage: Eukaryota; Metazoa; Arthropoda; Insecta; Diptera; Drosophilidae. Gene Ontology annotation, biological process: proteolysis. Gene Ontology annotation, molecular function: metalloaminopeptidase activity.